GUGUGAUGAUGAGUGGGUCGCCUGCAGCACUUUAAAGCUCUGCACCUGUCGGAUGUUAAUGGGAAAUAAUCGGCAAGUUUGAGAAGAGAGAGAGAGAGAGAGAGAGAUGAUGGUGAUGGUGAUGGUGAGGAUCAGCACGCUGGACAGCGCUCGUGGAAGUUGGAGAAGCGCACGGACGCAUGGAGGAUUUUAAUUGAAACAUCAUUUUGGGGUUGAAACUGCAGCAGGAGGAUUUUAAUUGAUCAUUUUUUGUGUGUGAAACUGCAUCAGGAGGUGAGAUGAGCGACCAUGGUUGAUUAUAAGUGCUUUUUAUGACCAACAACAGGCUUGUCAUCCUCUCUGAAGUGAGACAUGGACUUUGCUGAAACCAUCUUCGCUCUGUUCAUCAUCGUGGUCGCAAUCGUCUCCUUGUUGUCCAACUUGUUGGUGCUGCUAUGCUUCAUCCACAGCACCGAGAUCCGCAGACAGGUGCCCGGCGUCUUCACCAUGAACUUGUCCUUCUGCAACAUCCUCAUCACCGUCCUGAACAUGCCGGCCACUCUGUUUGGGAUCAUCAGAGACCAGCAGCCCUUUGCGGACUGCGUGUGCCACACGGUGAGCUUCCUGGAGACCUUCCUGACAGCCAACACCAUGUUGAGUAUGGCUGCUCUGAGCAUCGACCGCUGGAUCGCUGUGGUUUUCCCUCUCAGCUACUCCACCAAGAUGCGCUACAAGGACGCGCUGAUCAUGGUGUGCUACUCGUGGCUCCACUCCUUCACCUUCUCGCUGACGGCGCUGCUCUUCUCCUGGGUGGACUACAGCCAGGUGUACGCGUCCUGCACACUGCAGCCGAGCGGGGAGGCAGGAGACCGGAUUAGGUUCACCGUGUUCACCGUGGUGUUCCACAGCACCAGCUUCAUGCUCUCUCUGCUCACCUUGUGCUUCACCUACCUGAAGGUGCUCAAAGUGGCCAGGUUCCACUGCAAGAGGAUUGAUAUUAUCACCAUGCAGACUCUUUUCCUGCUGGUCGACAUUCAUCCAAGCGUGAAACAAAGAUGUUUAGCAGAGCAAAAGAGGAGAAAGCAGAGAGCCACAAAGAAGAUCAGCAUCUUCAUCGGCUCGUUCAUCAUCUGCUUUGCUCCUUAUGUUAUCACAAGGUUGGCCGAGCUUCUACCCUUCGUGGACAUCAACCGCCACUGGGGAAUCAUCAGUAAGUGCCUAACAUACAGCAAGGCUGCAUCCGACCCCUUUGCCUACUCCCUCCUACGUCAGCAGUACAAGAAAGUCCUGGUUACUGUCGUCAACAGGCUCCUCCGCCGUGACCUAUACCCCUCGUCUGGCCAUAACAGCUCUUUAGACACGGAGAACGACUACUGUCUCCAGAGGAUCAGCUAAUGGCAAACGCGCGGACAUGGGCAGAUACACACCACGGGCCAAAAAUAAAGGUUGCCUCUUGGAAGGAGGUGGGAGGAGGAAAAGAAUGAGACAGAGCGGACAGGAUAUUGUUAUGAAGGGAACAGAUUGUGGGUGGGGGGCGAAGAGAGAGCAAAAAUAAGAAAGAUAGUGGGUGGAGGAAAACGAGAAGACAGUAAUGAGGGGGAGGAUGAAGGGGUGAAGGAGAAGACGGACAGGGAGCGACGGGGACGAGGUGGAGACGUUGGCCUCAGACAGUAUCGGUAAACAGGAGAUCUGUGAUUCAUCGGCGACGGCAAAACACACACGACCACGCAGAUGCACACAUGGAUCAGACAAAUCAAUUUUAUCGAAUAAGUCCUGGGUUCAGAUUAAUCUCAAACUGAGGGACCACACAGCUGGACGCCGGCCCCCUCUUCUCUCUGAGCGACAUGUAUAAAGUGGCCUUUUGUACUGUACCGACCACUUUGUAAUGAUUUCGGCAAAUCCACAUGUCGUGACCUUUUCCUCUGCCACGAAAUGCAGCGACAGAGCUAAAAGCUGAUGGUCGAUAGGUGCUGGAGCGACGAUGUGAAAAGAAGGAGAGACAUUGUUGCUCCUGCUUCUGGAUUAAUGUACUUUUAAGGUGUGGAGACUCAACUUGCUGCACAUUAUUGCCAUGUUCUGUAUUGACCUUGUUAGACUACUUUGUCAGUCACUGAAUAUUGAUGCACUUUGUCUAAUUCUCUCAGAGCUACUAUAGUUACAGGAGCCAAAGGCAAAUAACAUUUACACCAUGAUAUUAAAAGAUAAGACAGGUGGUGUUCUAUAUUUUUGUUAUUGUCAACGAGUACGAUGAGAAGACCAAAAUCAACAAUGUGUAUCAACAAGAUUUUGUUUUUUACAUAUUGCCAUAAUUUUGCCUCCUCCAACCAGUCAAGUUGCAGUUUACAUCCAUGUCCGUUCAAAAUGUCAUAAUUUUAGCCCAUAACAUUUGUGUGAAAUUAUCAUAAUGAAUUCUUGAGUUAUGGCCAAAAACAUGUUUUGUGAGGUCACAGUGACCUUUAACCUUUGACCACCAAAAUCAAAUUAGUUC
Molecule: messenger RNA, 2467 nt
Organism: Sebastes umbrosus (honeycomb rockfish)
Lineage: Eukaryota; Metazoa; Chordata; Actinopteri; Perciformes; Sebastidae
Gene: gpr78b
Product: G protein-coupled receptor 78b
Exons: 3
Coding region: 352-1374 (340 amino acids)
Biological process (GO): adenylate cyclase-activating G protein-coupled receptor signaling pathway
Cellular component (GO): membrane
Molecular function (GO): G protein-coupled receptor activity
Source: RefSeq, a predicted model, not a curated record